This is a messenger RNA of Dendrobium catenatum, 1084 nucleotides long. Its product is annotated as 4,5-DOPA dioxygenase extradiol. The record is from RefSeq and is a predicted model, not a curated record. The coding region runs from base 1 to 786 and encodes 261 amino acids. Gene Ontology annotation, molecular function: oxidoreductase activity, acting on single donors with incorporation of molecular oxygen; ferrous iron binding; zinc ion binding. Lineage: Eukaryota; Viridiplantae; Streptophyta; Magnoliopsida; Asparagales; Orchidaceae. The transcript is spliced from 3 exons.
AUGGACGCCUUCUUCAUCAGCCAUGGAUCACCGAGGCUUCUGAUCAGUGAUAAGCCAGCGAGACACUUCCUUGAGUCAUGGAAGUCAAAGCAUUUGCAGGUGACACCUAAGGCUAUUUUGGUAAUAUCCGCCCACUGGGAGACCACUGAGCCAGCAGUGAACAUCAUCAAUGGCGUCAAUGACACUAUAUAUGACUUCUACAACUUCCCUAAACAUUUGUAUGAGCUCAAAUAUCCAGCACCUGGUGCACCAGAACUAGCAAAGAGGGUGAAGGAAUUGCUUCAGGAAGCCGGCUAUAACAGUGUGGAGGAAGACAAAAGUCGUGGACUCGACCAUGGCGCCUGGGUUCCAUUGAUCCUCAUGUACCCAGAAGCUAACAUACCAGUCUGCCAACUUUCAGUUCAAUCUCACAGGGAUGGAACAUAUCACUACAACAUAGGAAAGGCAUUGGCUCCACUAAGGGAUGAAGGUGUUCUUAUUUUUGGAUCAGGAAGUGCGACACAUAAUCUAAGGUUGCUGGACCAUGAUAAUGUGGCAACACCCAGCUGGGCUGUGGAGUUUGAUAAUUGGCUUACAGAGUCUCUCCUUAAUGGAAGGCAUGAAGAUGUGAAGAACUAUGAAGUGAAGGCUCCCAGUGCUAAGACUGCACAUCCAGAGCCUGAACACUUCUAUCCCCUGCAUGUUGCUCUCGGUGCUGCAGGAGAGAAGGCAAAGGCAGUGCAGAUUCAUCAAAGCUGGGGAGCUUCUGCGCUCUCUUACUCCUCUUACAAGUUCAUGACCGAAUAGUUCAUACACCAUGAUUUGUGUAUUGAAGAAUGAUAGAAGAGUGGCAUACAAUUUCAGUAACUUGGUUGUGUUGAAAUGUUUCUUUUUAAUUUGUUUUUCUGCUGAGAAAGGUGUUGAUGUGUGAAUUGAAACGUCUAUGAGAUGAAAAAUGUAGCUUCCUUAAUUGAAAUAUGCUUAUCUUGGUUUGUCCACAGCUUUGAACCUCUCAUGAUUACUUCGAAACAAUUGCAUUAAUGUUGUUGCCCAAAACUUAAGUUUCACUUGGCUUAACUUUAAGUUAGCUUUACGGCAAUAUAAG